Messenger RNA from Xiphias gladius (swordfish), 5187 nucleotides. RefSeq names its product zinc finger protein 438 (gene znf438). Gene Ontology annotation, cellular component: nucleus. Gene Ontology annotation, molecular function: RNA polymerase II transcription regulatory region sequence-specific DNA binding; DNA-binding transcription factor activity, RNA polymerase II-specific. Gene Ontology annotation, biological process: regulation of transcription by RNA polymerase II. The transcript is spliced from 6 exons. NCBI's taxonomy places the organism in Eukaryota, Metazoa, Chordata, Actinopteri, Istiophoriformes, Xiphiidae. The record is from RefSeq and is a predicted model, not a curated record. The coding region runs from base 493 to 2838 and encodes 781 amino acids.
AUGGCUGGGGAGAAACAGUUGUGAGGAUCGACGGUUUUUACCAGGUAUUUACGAAAAAUGAGCCUUUCUGUAGUUUGAAGGCGCUCCCUCCAAACAACUGGGGAUCCAGGUGGUGCAGGUUGACCAGGUGUAGAACUGGUCCAAUAAAGCCCUUCUUGUGGUGAAUGUGCAGCCUGUAAAUAUAAACAUGGGGAGUGUGGAGAGGGGGGGGCAGGACCACAACCUGGGCACCACCCAGGAAGAGGAGGAGCGAGGGAGCAGCUGAGUAGGAAGCACUCCAGUUGGGUGGAUGCCUGGCCUGUCCCCACACUGCCCUCCUGCUCAACCCUGACCUGUUUCCAGCAUAAACAGCAGAACCUCACCUCUCACCCCUCUGGCUUUACCUGAUAAUCUGUCUCUGUGGAUCACCCCCACCUUUUUUUCUUCUCUUUCUCCCUCAGCCUCACGUUCUCCCCAGAAACCAGUUGGUAGCAAGUGAGUCCAGCCCCACAGAUGAAGAGCCUUCAGUUCCGGAGCAUAGCCCCUAAGGCUCCGGCCGUGGUGCCCUCCCCCUCCCCUGCAGUCCUGUCCUGCCAGCCUCCCUCUGCCCUCCCUGAGGCUACCACCGCCUCCAGCCCCAAGUCCAUCAUUGUGCCCACCCAAAACUAUGCACUGAUGCAAAUAGCAGGUCAGGAUGGUGCGUUCUCUCUGGUGGCACUGCCCCCUCCCGUCUCCUCUCAAACAACACAGCAACAAACCCAGUCAAUCCAAAAGAACCUCAAACUGCCCAUUCCCAGAUACCAGCCAGUGAGGAGCAAGGGGACCGCAGAUAAGGUCAGAUCACCACCACCAGUUGCCAGGAUGAAAAUGGCCCCGAAGGCUGAUGAUACAUUGCAGACCAAGUCAGUGGUGGGUGGGGGAUCAACAGCUAUGAAGAAAAAACAACAGGAGUCCAAGCACACAAAGGAAGCCCUAGUGCCCAAAGAGGAGCCUUCGGAGCAAGUAAUUCUGAUUGACCCAGGCUCCUCUGACAUCUCUGUUACUGCUCUGCUGCCAGACAAUGCUGUCUUGUAUCCCAGCUCUCAAUUGGAGCGAGCGCCAGAUGGCUCUGAGCGACCCCCUACAACUGGCCUUAUUCAGAACAUCCAGUACCCCGCUACUGCUGUCAAAAGCUCCCCAGGCAAAUCCCCAAAGGAAAGUAAGACUACAGUGAGGCUGUGCCAAUCUAAGCCCAAUGCAGCCCAGCCCCAGAGCAGUAUCACUGUCCUGUCCCCGGCCAUCUUCAGCAAAGCAGUCCAGAUUAUCCCGUCCCCACCCAAGGGUAAACUCCCCAUUCUGCCUUACUCUAAAAUGAAGAGCACCCUGAUACCAGCUGCAAAGCUCAGCACUUUGUCCCCAGAGAAGAAGGGUUUCUCUUGCCAGACAGGACACACCAGCCCCAUAGAUUCUACAUCCAAGACACUUGAGCCAGCUGAAGCCUUGAGUCACAACCAGGUUUCAAACUCAGCUCCACUGCCCCAGGCCAAAACCACACUCAUGCCUGUGUUGGGGAGCCUUCAGAAACCACCUGGAAAGAAGCGAGGGAGGAAGAGAAAGACAAUGGAAGACAUCUUGGCAUUUGAGGCCCGAAAGAAGAGGUCAUUGUCCUUCUUCCGUAGAAGGGUCCCUGAGAAGCCACCAUCAGUUUUUCCGGGCUGCAAGCAAAAGGAAGUUGAUAUUUCAAAGAAGUACCGGAGCAUCCGACCCAAGCCAAUGCUGGUUAUGGAAACAGUUCCCAAUCUGGUUAGUUUGCCUGCCAUUACCUCAGAUGGCCAGGAACAGGAGCUCAUACUUGGUCAUCAGCUCCCCACUAAUACCACAACCAAGGCCCUUGACUGUCCUCCCCAACCAACCACAGUAACACUUCACCUGAGAGGUGCAUCCCAUCCCAGAGUGUUCAUAGGCAGCCGUCCUCUCCACCGUUGUCCCACCUGCAGCCGCUGUUUCCAGUUCAAGCAUCACCUCCAGAGCCACAUGAACAGUCACACCAACAGUCGACCCUACGUCUGUCCAGUAUGCCGCAAAGCCUAUGCUCACUCCGGCAGCCUGAGCACCCAUAUGAAACUUCAUCACUCAGAGGUACGCCCACGUCGGGCUCUGUGCUGUGAGUUCUGUGAGAAGGCCUUUGGAUAUGUGGGAGUGUACUUCAGUCAUCUAAGAGAGGUCCACAAGGUAGUGCUGACCGUGGAGCCAUCCAUCAGCCAAAAUGAGGAUGACAUGUCUGUUGAGGGGGCAAACUCCCCAGAGCCAUCAGAUGAGCAGGACCGUGAAGACCCCGUGGAGUUACAGAUAAAAUGUGGUCGUUGUCAGGCAAUCACUCCCACCUUUGCUGACAUGAAGAUGCACUUGCUUUGUGUGCACAGAGAGGAGGUCCAGGUUCGACUUCAUGAUGGCGAACCCCUGUGGGGUGGCCGCAAGGCUGAAAAUGAACUGGUAAAGCAUGCUGCCCACUAUUGGCGGCAACUCAACGAAAAACGCAACCUGGUCAGGUGUGGCAGCUGUGAUGAGGAGUUCUUCUCCUUCUCCAAGCUUAAGAGGCACAUCAUGUCCCACCACCAUGGAAGUGAGGUUGAGGACAGUGCGACCAUCUCCUCACCAAACAGCAGUGGAGGACUUGGUGUCCUUGCAGCAGGUGCAGCCUAUAACUGUGUGCUGUGCAGCGAGGUGUUGGAUACUAAAGAGGGGGUUAUGGAGCACUGGAGGAGUUGCCACCACUGUGAGCAACCUAGCCUUCUUUGGGACGCCCUGAGCUCAUACUCGGGCCAGGAAGAUUGUGAGGCAGAUGGGGAUCUGGAUACUCCAGCUCCCAGCCCACACUAACCAGCCUAGCCCUUGGAUGGUCAUGGAGCCUUUCAGUGUGGCUCCCUACUCAUACACACUUAAGUCCUAACAAUCAGCAGCACAGGGAUGGAGAGUUUGUCUUAUGUCUUUUAUCACCAGAUUAAUCUUUCACCAGUUCAGGCAUUUGUCUUGGUCCAAAUGAAAAGAAAGAAAAAGAAAAGAAAGAAAAAGAAUAUCAAGCCAGUGGUGAAAAUUGAUCUUUGUGUUACAUUUCAUAAGGGUUAUCCUCUCUAAGUCAGAGAAUCCAGUUUUAUAAACAAUAUUAUUUUUCAUGUUAUUUUGAUUGCACUGUUCUGUUUUUUGACUUCAUUUUAUUUGGAGGUAUGUAUUUAAUAUAGUGUUGGAAAUUAGAUUAUUUUUUUCUACUGCUUAUUUAAAUGUUACUAAAAGGGUAAUUUAUAAUUCAGCUGACACAGUAUAACGGUCCUUUCUCCCAAACGCUUACCUCUUGUGGCAUCUAGCCAUGCACAUAAUUGGGUUUUAUGUGCUCAGUUUUUGAGAUAUCUGUGCUGAGAUUUCUGCCCCCAAUCUAAUGAAAAAAUACAUUUCAAAACUUCAAUUAUAACAUUGUUUUUGGCAUUUUAUGCCUUUAUUAGAUAGCGAUAGUAGAGGGAUGACAUGAAACAAGGGAGAGAGACAUGCAGCAAAGGUCCUUGGCCAGAUUCAAACCAGAGUUGUUGAUAUCCAUGACCCUAAACUAAUUCUUUCUUGGAGGACAAAUAACAGUUCAGUUUAUAAAAAAUGUUAUUUGUAUAUGCUGUGACUUCCACAAACAAAAUUCCAUUGACCUCCACUGUGUUAGAGUGCAGGCAGAAAUCUCAAAGAUUACAAACCACUAUUAGACAGCGCGAAAAUACUGUAUGUUUUUCGUUUAUAUCUUUUAAUUUGGCUGAACUAAUCCUCAAAAAUACUGAGACACUUAAAUCUCGUAAGGGCACACGGUCUAGUGUCACACAGCUUGACAAUUUAUCUACUGGCCUUGGAUUAUUACAGGUUCAAAGAAAUCAGUAUCUGUACAAUCUUUUUAUGUAAAAUUGCUCUGGUAACAGAAAAUCAGUAUUGUCAGUUUUGACUUGAACUUUCACAGUCCGACUAAGGGCAGUAUUAGGGUCCUCUGUCACCUUGGACCCAUUGAAGAAACACCUUCCUAACCAGCACCCAAGUGACAUCCUUGUGGCCUUUGAAAAAAAAAAAAAAGUUCAAGCCUAAUGUGGCUUAUCAUUGGUAUGGUCAUCUGUAGGCCAAGUUCUGUUUCCUUGAUUUGUUUAUUAAUGCCUAUAUGUGUAUUCUAUGAUAUGCCAAGGGUCUAUUCACACUAGUGAUUGUAGAAGUGAGUUUUGCAUUUAAGCUAUGUAAUCACUGACGGAAUACUGUUUGCUGAUUUAGUGAAUACGCAAAGGAAACCAUCGAAUUGCCUACCUGUUGUUGCCAGCUCAUGUAUGCACCUGUGGAAUUGUGUGCACCCAGACUCUAUGAUUAGAGUUAAUAUAAAAUGUUGUCAAGUCCAGAAAAAUAUGCUAUUUUAUACUAUAGAUUAAUACAGAUCUUUUAGUAUAUUUAUGCUUGUGGUUGGUCCUCAAAGGAGCAGCACUGAGAGAUUUGUUAUGUUUGCUUCUCUAAUUUGGGGGGUGUUUAAUGUCUUGUUUCUUGGUUGGGAGGUCAUUACUUCAUGGCAAGUAACUCUGUUAACAUUUGUCUGUGUUUAUCUUUCAUAUAAAGAAAAAAAUAUCACAGGGUAAAGUGAAUGUACCUGAAUGUUUUAAAACCCCUACCAAAAGUAUAUGCUAUAUAGACUGAUUCUAUAGAUAGAAUAUAUAGAUAUAUUGAGAAAAAAACAUAUAUAUUUACAGAGUAACUAGUGAAUCAGCUGCUUUGUUCUGUGGAGGAGAGAAUCGAGAUGAAUAUAUCAUUGCCAAAACUGGCAAUAAAAGCCAUGCAGAGCUGUCCUUAUGUGUCUGAGACAAAGUGUAGGACUGUGAAUGAAGGGCAAAGCACUGAUGUUUACAUGUCGCACUGAGUGGGUAAACUGCAGUAUACUGUACUACUGUUCAUUGAAUGCCGUGUUUGAGUGUUCAUCAGUGAACUGUCCUUUGUUUUCAUGCCCUCAAAACAAACCAGGAAGUGACAGCAUUAAGGGUCAGACUCCUCUUUCCUCAGUUACAUGGGAAACAUACAUAACUGCCAGCACAAGUCAGAAAGUGAAAAACCCAACAUUAGGUGAUGUAAUGUGUUUGGCUCACUUAAUAUGUUGACUGUAUCCAAAAAAAAAAGAGACUGAAAGUGUUUGUGCUUGUGACUGUUUGUGUAUCUGAAGAACCUGAUGUUUAU